AUAAUCCAAUUGCACCACCCGUUAUGCCCUCACAUGCUGCUGGUGGUUACACGAUAUCUCAGGCACGGUUAGCGGAAAUACGUUCUUACUUCAUGUAUUGGUAUUUCGAUCAGGAUAUGUAUGGCGGACGUGGCGACUAUCAAUUUGAUAUACACGCUUCAAUGACACAAAUACACAAAAACUUGAAUUUCCAGCUGCCGUUCUUUGGUUUCCGUUUCAAUUACACACGACUAUCACUUAAUGGUUAUUUGGAAUUCUCAGAUCCACCAGAAUACUUGACAUAUCCUUUGGUAUUCCCCGUUAAAGAUUGGCCCAAAAAGAAUGAUCCAUCUUUCAUUGGUAUUUGGUUUUCGAAGUGCCGUGUCGGACGCAUCUACGCAACUGAUAUCGACCAACGUACGCCCGGUGUAUAUUUCCGUAUGGAACGUGAUCUGUUAACGCGAACUGAUAGAUUUGGUGUUGAAGUACGUGAACGCACCAUGUGGGACAUUCGUGAUGGCGUUGUAGGAGCCGAUACUUUUGUGCCAAAACAUGUUGUAAUAGCCACAUGGAAGAAUGUCUCAUUUGCUGGCGGUAUUGAUAAUUCUUUAUUUAGGACUAACACAUUCCAAAUGGUAUUAGCUACAGAUGAAGUCUACACCUAUGCUAUUUUUAACUAUGAUGUACUCAAUUGGUUGACACAUACUGAAGCUGGUGGUGAUACUACCACUGGUGAAGGUGGUACUCCGGCAUUUGUUGGCUUUAAUGCUGGCAACGGCACUCAAUCGUAUGAAUAUAAGCCAUACAGUCAAAAUAUGGUUAUUCGUGAUUUAACAGGACGUGGCUGGGCAAAUGGUUUCCCCGGACGACACAUAUUCCGUAUUGAUGAACGCAUAUUAAUUGGCUCUUGCAAUAAAGAUAUUGAUGCGUCACAUUUACCAUUAACAUUUGCACCUGAAUCUGGUAAUAUGUUGGGUGGUACUAUUGUUAAUAUAACUGGUCCUUGCUUUGAUCCAAAUAUACGUGUUACAUGUCACUUUGAUACGGAGGAUGUUUUGGGUACAUAUAUUAGCACUAAUCGUGUUAUCUGUGUUCAACCAUUUUUGAAAGCUGAAGGAUGGAUACGUUUUGAGAUAUCUGUUGGUAAUCAACGAUUCAAAUGGCGUGGAAAAUACUUCGUAGAAACACCUGCUGCCGCUACCGAGAAAAUCUACUUUGAAACUGAGGAUGUACACAAGAAGGCACCCAAUGAAAUACAAAUCAGCUGGGAUCGUUAUAAUUUGACCACAAAUUUCAAUGCAAACAUAAUGAUUUCUUUAUGGGGAUAUCGUGAAACUACUAUAUAUCCACAAUUAGAAUAUAUUGAUGUCAUUGAGGCUAGUCUCUCUAAUGUUGGCAAAUAUGUGAUAUCACCAAGCAAUUACAUCAAUCGAAAUAAUAUCAAUAAUGAUUUGCAAUUCGGCUUUCUACAAAUUAACUUGACAAGCCCAGAUCAAUAUGCUGGACUAAAAAUAAGUCCCAUACUUUGGUCCAGACCAAUACCACUGGCUUGGUAUUUUAAACCGCAAUGGGAGCGCAAGCAUGGCGUUUAUUGGCCACGGGCACUUUGCAAUAAUUGGAUUCGACAAGAUAGAUUUUUAAGAGAAUUUACCGCUGAUUUGCCAAUGUGUCCUUGCACACUGGAACAGGCUUUGUACGAUAAAGGACGCUUCAGACCAGAUCGUGAAUGUGACAAGGAUUCAAAUCCUACUUGUUUGAGACACAAAACGGCUAUACAUUGUGUUGUUAGUGGUGCACCAGUCGCUCAAGGAGCUGAACAACAAUGUUGCUAUGAUCGUUACGGUUAUCUGAUGUUAACUUAUGAUCAAAUGUGGGGCUCACGUCCACGUCGUAAUCACAAUCUUGGUAAAAUGCCUUGGAAUGAAGCUGGUAAAGUACCAACACUCUCUAAUUGGUUCCACGAUAUGCGUCCAUUCUACUCCUGUUGCUAUUGGCAACAAGAACAAGCUGUUGGCUGUGAAACAUUUCGAUUUGAAAGACGUCCAUCACAAGAUUGUGUUGGCUAUCAAGCACCUGGUGUAGCUGGCGUCUUUGGUGAUCCACAUUUUAUUACUUUUGAUGGUUCGCAGUAUACAUUUAAUGGAUUGGGUGAAUUUGUUCUAGCACGCAGUGUUGCUAUUGAUCGUCGUUUUGAAGUACAGGGUCGCUUCGAACAAAUGCCAAAGAAUCAAUAUGGUGCUGUUAAGGCUUCACAACUUACAGCAUUGGCUAUGCGUGGUAAUACUACAACAACAAUUGAAGUACGUUUAAGACCAUUAUUCUCACGUUGGCGUUAUCGUCUGGAUGUUUUGGCUGAUGGACGUCGUAUUUAUUUCGAUCGUGAAAGCAUGAAAUUCCAACAUUUCGAUGGUGUCACUGUUUACACCCCAACUUAUUUAUUGAAUCAAUCACAAGUCGUGGUUAUGUUUGAUGCUGGCAUUGGUGUGGAAGUUGUUGAAAAUGAAGGUUAUAUGACGGGCAGAGUGUACUUACCAUGGGACUUUAUUAAUAAAACGGCGGGGUUGUUUGGUAAUUGGAGCUUUAAUCCUUUGGACGAUUUUGUGUUACCGAAUGGACAAAUAUUAAACUUAAAUCUUAACAAUCUACAACAAAUUGCAACAGAGUUUGGUAUGAAAUGGGCGUUAGCUGAUCGAGAAUUGCCGGGUGUGGGAGCAGCUUUGUUCACGCGAGAAUUCGGGCGAACGGCUAGUUAUUAUGCGAAUGCUUCGUUUACGCCGAACUAUAUAAAAGAUCCGCAGGACUUUUUACCUGCUAAUCGAUCGUAUGAUAUUCAGAGAGCGGAGGAACUGUGUGGGGAAAGUUAUCAGUGUAAAUAUGAUUAUGGCAUGACGCUGAAUAGGGAUUUGGCACAUUUCACUAAAAAUUAUUAUGAUAGUUUAAUUAAUAUUAAAACAUUAAAUUCGAAACGAAUAGUUUCUUGUGGUGUGUUGGAAACACCACGUUUUGGUCGCAAACUCAGCUUCAAUUUUAUGCCUGGAGCCAAAGUAUCUUUUGAGUGUAAUGAAGGUUUUAUACUUUUGGGUGAUCAGAGACGUGAAUGUAUGUCCAAUGGAUUGUGGAAUGUGCCAGAAUAUGGUUACACAGAAUGCUUACGUGAGGUCUUCUAUACACGUCGCAUCGCUUUCAUAGCAAUUGGUAUUAUCGUUGCUGUUAUAUUACCUUUAAUGACUUGUAUUGUUUGCUGCGUAUAUCGCUAUCGUCAGAAGCAACUGAAGGAGGAUCCACAAUGGCAAAUGACAACUUUACCACGCUCUCGUGCCUCAUCGCGCGCUAACUUACGCCAGCUAAGUCAUGGACCAGAUGAUGAUAGCGAUACAGAUGCUACGGGCACAUUAAAAAAAAGUAGGUCAUAUGAUAAAGUAUAUCGUACGAAUGAACCUCUACCGAACAAACCACGUAUUGAAUUUCCAGCUAAAAAAUGGGAUCUGGAUGACGAGGAUGUGACCUCAUCGGAAGGUGACAAGCCGAAACAAAUGGGUCGACGCUCAUUGCGUUCUACUUCUGGUACUGAUCAAGAUCACGAAGGUUCACCCAUAGACGAACAUGAGGAUCAUGAUGAGGAUGGUGAAGAGGCACAUGAAGUUGGCAAUAUACAUCCAGUAGGUUACCAUCAACCACCUUCCCCAGAAGAGGAUGAACACAAUAUACAUCCAGCUCUGCAUCAACAAUAUAGUCCAACAUUUAGUGGCGUUGAUAGUCGCAAUAGUGAUGGCAGUCAAAUGAGUUAUCAGCCAAAUGCAGCAAUGCAAAAUCGUUUUGGUGGUGUACCAGUACUACCAAAUAAUACACAAUAUUUUAAUAGACCACCAUCGGGUGUGCCAGCGAGUACACCAUUGCGUCCAGCACCGAAUGUUGUGCCUGUACAAACAACUGCCAUGCCCAUCACACAAGAAAGCGGUUUGCCAUCUCCGCCACAUGCUGCUUCACCAACUCCAUCCGUACAAAGAUCCACAGAGGUCUAAGAGUUCAUACAAAACGUACCUACUAACAAUACUAAAUAAAUAAAUUUUUCAAUAACAAAAGCGCCCGUCAUGCAUUUGUCAUAAAUAACCGCAAGCUUCAUGAGUUCUCGUGCAGCAUCAUGAGUUCAUACAAUUUGCCGCAUGUAAAAAGCUUCAAAGUUCAAAUAUUUUUUCAUAAAAAUUUCUUAAUUUUAUACAUAACUUUUUUACACAAAAUA
Molecule: messenger RNA, 4219 nt
Organism: Teleopsis dalmanni
Lineage: Eukaryota; Metazoa; Arthropoda; Insecta; Diptera; Diopsidae
Gene: mesh
Product: protein mesh
Exons: 15
Coding region: 24-4001 (1325 amino acids)
Biological process (GO): cell-matrix adhesion
Source: RefSeq, a predicted model, not a curated record